AUGUCAGAACUAACCCCAACAAAAGGCCGAAGGCGAACAGUCCAGGUGCAGGAGGCAAAAGAGUCCAAAGUCAGAAGAAAAUCCACCCAGCCAAAGACGAACCGGGAGUUUGUGUGUAACAUACAGAGCACCAUACAGAAACUGCUGGACCAGGAAGACACAACCAAGGACGCUACAAUAACUGUGGACGACUCGGGCCCAAAGAGAUACUUGAUGGAGAUGGACCAAGGCAACAGCGCCUGGAUAGAAGGAAACUACUCGAUCUCCACCCUGCUGCAGGAGCUGGCUCUGGCUGACAUAAACCUGAAAACAGUAAUAGUGCCUGAAACCAUUAUAAACGAGCACACAAUAAACAGGCUCACGCGGCUUAUCAAAACGUGUUUUUGGCCAAAUCUAAGAAGAGUUUUGGACCUGAACGGGCUAAAGCUGGCUCUCAUAGACACAAAAAUAUCAAAAGUUGAGUACUUUCUAUAUGUUCCCUCUUUUGACACAGAGAGCAUUGCGUACUACAAAGACACAAUUGAGAGGCUGCAGGAGGCAGGGUUUCUGGUGAAGCUUGUAAAAAUCCGGCACACAAAAGACUUUCCGUCUGGCGUGUUCUUUCCCGACACGCUCGCGUCCCGAGGAGUACUAUGCGACACCGCGCCGGGGCUGCUGUCUCUUUCCACGACAUACUUUUCUGCCUUGCCCAUAGAGGGCGCAGAAGAGCUGGGAAAAGAGGGGGCAGCACAGAAGGCAAAGCCCUCUGCCUCUUGGCACAACCCUGUGGUUCCUCCUUCUGCGCGAGGAGGGCGCAUUACCAGGCAACGCGGGCCCUGCCCAUUCUAUGUGCCUGGCGGAAGAUUCAAUGAAAUGUAUGGGUGGGACUCGUACUUCAUUGCAAAAGGCUUGAUUUUGUCGGGCGAGGUCUCGGAGGCUUUCUGCAUAGCCGAAAAUCUAAGGUACCAGAUUGAGGCAUACGGGAAAAUACUCAACGCAAACCGAACAUACUAUCUGUUUAGGGGGAACCCUCCUUUUUUUUCAACGCUUAUCACCGAGCUUCUUGCCCACCUUACCCCCGAAGAGGCGCUGCCGCUUGAGGACUGGGUGAGCUCCGCGGUGGACGCUAUGAUAAAGGAAUACUACUACUUCCACCGAGGAUACAAUGAAGAAAUCGGCCUUACAAAGCACGCGCCCGGCGGAAAGGGGAUUCCCAUGGAGACGGAGGAGGGGCACUUUUUUACAGCAAUUCGGGACAUGGUCCCCGGGUCUGAAAAUUGGACACCAGAGCAGCUGAACGAGUACAUUGACAUGUAUAACAAAGGAGACGUGCACUCCAGCGAUCUGGAAGAGUAUCUGCAGAACGACAGGGCGGUUCGAGAGUCUGGGCACGACACUUCAAAAAGAGUAGACGGCAUUGCAUCGCAUUUAUACACGGUGGAUCUUAACUGUCUUCUGUACAAGACCGAGCAGGACAUUCUUUCGCUGCGCCAUGUUCCUGAAAUUGCUGAAAUAUCGAGAAAGAGAAGAGCUGCAAUCAACCAGGUACUUUGGAAUGGGCGCUUCUACUACGACUAUAAUGAAAAGACAAAAAAGCUAAGCUCCUACAAAGGAGCAACCGCGCUGUACGCGCUGUUUAGCAGAGCAGCCGACCCUGAAAAGGCGGAUGUGCUUGUGGAGGAGCUUGCAGACUUGACAGGGCCUGGUGGAAUAUUCACAGGCACCGAAGAAAGCUGCCGCGCUCUUACAGAAAAAGACAUGCAGCGGCAAUGGGACCACCCGUACGGAUGGGCCCCCCACCAAAUGAUUGGGUGGAUUGGGCUAAUGAACUACGGGAAGGAAGCCCUUGCCAGAUCGCUUGCUCUUAGGUGGUGCACCAUGCUGGGAAUAAUAUUUUCCCAGUACAAUGGAGUGGUGACCGAAAAGUACAAUGUGCAAAAGAGCACCCACAAGGUAAGCGUAGAGUACGGAAACAUUGGAACAAACAUAAAGCAUGUCCCCCGAGAAGGGUUUGGGUGGACAAACGCGUCCUGGCUUUUGGGGCUUGCCCUUCUAUCCGAGAGCGGAAGAAGGCAGCUGUAUGCUCGCAUUGUGCUGGAUUAG
Nematocida major is the source of this 2082-nucleotide messenger RNA. Its product is annotated as alpha,alpha-trehalase. Lineage: Eukaryota; Fungi; Microsporidia. The coding region runs from base 1 to 2082 and encodes 693 amino acids. Gene Ontology annotation, molecular function: calcium ion binding; alpha,alpha-trehalase activity. The transcript has a single exon. Gene Ontology annotation, cellular component: cytoplasm. Gene Ontology annotation, biological process: trehalose catabolic process. The record is from RefSeq and is a predicted model, not a curated record.